GCAGCAGGAACAGAGGCAGAAGGGGUCCUGCAGCGACAGCGUUGUCAGCGGGGGUGGCCAAGGGAGCUGAGCACUGAGGGGACUCGCCCACUCGGAAGCUGGAUCCGGAGCCAGGCAGGAUGGAUCACCACCAGCCGGGGACUGGGCGCUACCGGGUGCUUCUUAAUGAAGAGGAUAACUUAGAAUCAUUGGCCAUAGAGCAGCCAUCUACUUCAAACCCAGCAACACAGAUUGUGCAGGCUGCCUCUUCAGCACCAGCACUUGAAACUGACUCUUCACCUCCACCGUAUAGUAGUAUUACUGUGGAAGUACCUACAACUUCAGAUACAGAAGUUUAUGGUGAGUCUUAUCCUGUGCCAUCUCUCUAUAGUGUUGCUGCCUCUCUUCCUACAUACGAUGAAGCUGAGAAGGCUAAAGCUGCUGCAGUGGCAGAUGCAGCAGAAACAUCUCAAAGAAUUCAGGAGAAAGAGUGUCCACCAAGAGAUGACUUCAGUGAUGCAGACCAGCUCAGAGUGGGGAAUAAUGGCAUUUUCAUGCUGGCAUUUUUCAUGGCAUUUAUUUUCAACUGGCUUGGAUUUUGUUUAUUUUUCUGUAUCACCAAUACCAUAGCUGGACAGUAUGGUGCUAUCUGCGGAUUUGGCCUUUCCUUGAUCAAAUGGAUCCUUAUUGUCAGGUUUUCUGAUUAUUUUACUGGAUAUUUCAAUGGACAGUAUUGGCUUUGGUGGAUAUUUCUUGUACUUGGCCUGCUCCUUUUCUUCAGAGGAUUCGUUAAUUAUCUAAAAGUCAGAAACAUGUCUGAAAGUAUGGCAGCUGCUCAUAGAACAACGUAUUUCUUCUUCUUAUAGAGACUGCAUCAACCCAACAUUCCUUUCUUAUACCAAUGUGAAAUUUCCAGAUCAUCAGUAAACCUACAACUUUAAUAGGAUAGAAGACUACUAAUAGCAGAAGACAAAUUAGUGAAGAAAAGACAGAGCUUUGAAAUUAAAUGGCAGGGUGGUUUAUGUUUACAGGCCACUUCUGUUCAUUCUUUAAGUAUCUAUAUUUCAUUUGUUUUGCACAUAUGCAUAUGUGCCCACUUAAGGGAUUUGCAUAUACUUUAAAGAAAUCAUAAAGUUGUAGCACUUGAGUCCAGUCA
Molecule: messenger RNA, 1135 nt
Organism: Callithrix jacchus (white-tufted-ear marmoset)
Lineage: Eukaryota; Metazoa; Chordata; Mammalia; Primates; Cebidae
Source: RefSeq, a predicted model, not a curated record